Molecule: messenger RNA, 2741 nt
Organism: Labrus bergylta (ballan wrasse)
Lineage: Eukaryota; Metazoa; Chordata; Actinopteri; Labriformes; Labridae
Source: RefSeq, a predicted model, not a curated record
CGGUGGCGAGUGGUACCUUGUCAGUCUCGCUUGUAAAAAGGCAGUGCUGCGUGCACUGAUAUCCCGGCUUUUGUCUCAGGAGCAAAAGACACACGUCGUCUCAAAAAAUGAAACGAGUUUGGGUCGUAGGAGUUCUCUUUGCACUCUUAGCCUUUGCUGCUGUAAAGGCGGAGGAUGAAGUUGACGUCGAUGGGACAGUGGAGGAGGAUCUUGGAAAAAGCAGAGAUGGCUCAAGAACAGAUGACGAGGUGGUGCAGAGAGAGGAGGAGGCUAUCCAGCUGGAUGGAUUGAAUGCAGCUCAGAUUAAGGAAAUCCGAGAAAAGUCUGAGAAACAUGUCUUUCAGGCUGAAGUCAACAGAAUGAUGAAGCUGAUCAUUAACUCCCUCUACAAAAACAAGGAGAUCUUCCUCAGGGAGCUGAUCUCUAACGCCUCCGAUGCUCUGGAUAAGAUCCGCUUGUUGUCCUUGACCAAUGAGGAGGCAAUGGCAUCAAAUGAAGAGCUAACUAUCAAAAUAAAAUCUGAUAAGGAGAAGAACAUGCUGCACAUCACUGACACUGGUCUUGGAAUGACCAAGGAGGAGCUGGUGAAGAACUUGGGCACCAUCGCCAAGUCUGGCACCAGCGAGUUCCUCAACAAGAUGACAGAGAUGCAGGCUGAGGACCAGUCCACCUCGGAGCUGAUUGGCCAGUUUGGUGUGGGUUUCUACUCGGCUUUCCUCGUUGCUGACAAAGUCAUCGUCACGUCUAAACACAACAAUGACACCCAGCACAUCUGGGAGUCUGACUCUAACCAGUUCUCAGUCAUCGAGGACCCCCGCGGGGACACACUGGGAAGAGGAACCACCAUCACACUGGUCCUGAAAGAGGAGGCCUCAGACUACCUGGAGCUCGAGACCAUCAAGAACCUCAUCAGGAAGUACUCUCAGUUCAUCAACUUCCCCAUAUACCUCUGGGCCAGCAAGACUGAGACUGUUGAAGAGCCCAUUGAGGAGGAUGCUGAAGCAACAGAGCCAGAGAAGGAGGCUACUGACGAUGUGGAAGUGGAGGAAGAGGAGGAGGACAAAGACAAGCCAAAGACCAAAAAGGUUGAAAAGACUGUGUGGGACUGGGAGCUGAUGAACGACAUCAAGCCAAUCUGGCAGAGACCGGCGAAGGAGGUUGAGGAGGAUGAGUACACGGCUUUCUACAAGACCUUCUCCAAGGACACCGACGACCCUCUGGCCCACAUCCACUUCAUGGCUGAGGGAGAGGUUACCUUCAAGUCCAUCCUGUUUGUGCCCACUUCAGCUCCACGCGGCCUGUUCGACGAGUAUGGCUCCAAGAAGAACGACUACAUCAAGCUGUUUGUGAGGAGAGUUUUCAUCACAGACGACUUCAACGACAUGAUGCCCAAGUACCUGAACUUCGUCAAGGGAGUGGUUGACUCUGAUGAUCUUCCCCUGAACGUGUCCAGAGAGACUCUGCAGCAGCACAAACUGCUCAAGGUUAUCCGCAAGAAGCUGGUGCGUAAGACUUUGGACAUGAUCAAGAAGAUUGCAGAGGAACAGUACAAUGAAAAGUUCUGGAAGGAAUUCGGAACCAACAUCAAGCUGGGCGUCAUCGAGGAUCACUCCAACAGGACCCGUCUGGCCAAGCUGCUCCGCUUCCAGACCUCCAACAGCGAAACCAUCCUGGCCAGCCUGGAGGAGUAUGUGGAGCGCAUGAAGGAGAAGCAGGACAAGAUCUACUUCAUGGCUGGAACCAGCAGGAAGGAGGCUGAGUCUUCCCCCUUUGUUGAGAAGCUGCUGAAGAAGGGCUAUGAAGUGAUCUACCUGACAGAGCCUGUGGACGAGUACUGCAUCCAGGCCCUCCCCGAGUUUGAUGGAAAACGCUUCCAGAACGUCGCCAAGGAGGGCAUCAAAUUUGACGAGACUGACAAGGCAAAGGAGAAGAGGGAGGCUCUGGAGAAGGAGUAUGAACCUCUCACCACUUGGCUGAAGGAUAAGCCACUGAAGGACAAGAUUGAGAAGGCCAUCCUCUCUCAGAGGCUUACAAACUCCCCCUGCGCUUUGGUUGCCAGUCAGUACGGCUGGUCAGGAAACAUGGAGAGGAUCAUGAAGGCCCAGGCCUACCAGACAGGAAAAGACAUUUCCACUAAUUAUUAUGCAAGUCAGAAGAAAACAUUAGAAAUCAACCCCAAACAUCCUCUCAUCAAGCAGAUGCUGAACAGAGUCAAUGGAGACGCUGAGGACCAGACUGCAUCCGAUCUGGCUGUGGUUCUGUUUGAGACGGCCACGCUGCGUUCAGGGUACCAGCUCGCUGACACUAAGGCUUAUGGAGACAGGAUAGAGCGCAUGCUCCGACUCAGCUUGAACGUAGAUCUGGAAGAACAGAUUGAGGAGGAGCCAGAGGAGCCAGCAGAGGAGGAGGAUGAUGCUGAAGAUAAAGAGGAAGUUAUAGAUGAGGAUGAUGAUGACGAACCGACGACAACAGACAAAGAUGAACUGUGAAGCACUGAAUGAAGAGCGUGUAACAACGGAGCUGGAAGCGGAUUCGAGUCUCAUUCCAGCUCCACCGUGGUAGACGUUAUCCUGGGUGGGGGUCCCUGGGUGGGGUUUUUUAAGGCGCGCAUUGUUUGUUUUUUGUUUUUGUUUUUUUUAUCACAUUCCUCAUGACUGUAAAUUUGUUAAUAUUUAACUGACCUGUUCAUGGAAAGAUGCGAUCCUGUCUCUUGAUCGAAUAAAUGUUUCCUGGAGAAAGGA